AUGAUUACGUCAAUUACUGAACUUAUUCAUCGAUUGCAAAAACAGACUCUCAACUCUCUACAAAACAGGAGUGCGAUGAGCUCACCCGCUGCCGCUUAUGCUUCUGGUGAAAAGGAAACGAGUGAAUAUGACGCAGGUAUUAAUAGCAAUACUUCAUCUGCGAUGGGGAAGGAACUUAAUAAAGCAAUAGAAAAAUCUAUGACCAAAAAGCAAAACAGAUCCCAGAUCAGCGAGGAAGAAGAAGAUAACAUCCAAACAUUAAUUCGAAUUGAAAUGACAUUGUAUGAAAAUGGAGGUAGGUAG
Parnassius apollo (apollo) is the source of this 303-nucleotide messenger RNA. NCBI's taxonomy places the organism in Eukaryota, Metazoa, Arthropoda, Insecta, Lepidoptera, Papilionidae. The record is from the annotation of a GenBank genome assembly.